AAUAAUCUCUGUGUUGUCGGUUUUUUUAAUUUUGUGCCUCCUUCCUCCAGAUCUACAAGAUCGGUCAGGGUUACCACACCAAGGACGGCAAGCUGAUGAAGAACAACGCGUCCACGGAGUACGAUCUCUCCAACAAGAGCAUCAACCCUCUGGGAGGCUUCGUGCACUACGGGGAGGUCACCAAUGACUUCGUCAUGCUCAAGGGCUGCGUUAUUGGAACCAAGAAGAGAGUCCUCACUCUCCGCAAGUCCCUGCUGGUGCAGACGAAGCGUCGCGCCCUGGAGAAGAUCGACCUGAAGUUCAUAGACACCACCUCCAAGUUCGGACACGGACGCUUCCAGACCGCCGAAGAGAAGAAGGCGUUCAUGGGACCACUCAAAAAGGACCGAAUCCUCAAGGAGGAGACUGCGUGAACCCAGAGACCCCCUCUCUCAUCUUUCUCUGGUUUAUAUAAAGUCUUUCUGCAGUAGUACUGCAGGCUGUCCCAAUAAAAAAGAAAUUAAAACCUUUUAAA
Messenger RNA from Acipenser ruthenus (sterlet), 514 nucleotides. Its product is annotated as large ribosomal subunit protein uL3-like. Gene Ontology annotation, biological process: translation; ribosomal large subunit assembly. The record is from RefSeq and is a predicted model, not a curated record. The transcript is spliced from 4 exons. NCBI's taxonomy places the organism in Eukaryota, Metazoa, Chordata, Actinopteri, Acipenseriformes, Acipenseridae. Gene Ontology annotation, cellular component: ribosome; cytosolic large ribosomal subunit. The coding region runs from base 96 to 413 and encodes 105 amino acids. Gene Ontology annotation, molecular function: RNA binding; structural constituent of ribosome.